Engraulis encrasicolus (European anchovy) is the source of this 1273-nucleotide messenger RNA. It is a transcript of the gene hamp, whose product is annotated as hepcidin antimicrobial peptide. Gene Ontology annotation, cellular component: extracellular region. Lineage: Eukaryota; Metazoa; Chordata; Actinopteri; Clupeiformes; Engraulidae. Gene Ontology annotation, biological process: intracellular iron ion homeostasis; defense response to bacterium. Bases 246 to 536 code for a protein of 96 amino acids. The record is from RefSeq and is a predicted model, not a curated record. The transcript is spliced from 3 exons.
AGAGAGAAACUCUCUACAGCAACAGGACACUCGCACUCGCUGACAAACGCUGACUCAUCUGAACACCUCUCGGAGAUCUAAGAAGCAUCCGCACCGCACCGUGGACGAAAUUCAAUUAGGCCGGCAGAUUAUUAGUCUACAGUUUACAGCAGUCUAGCCUAUAGGAACGCCGCUCUUGGAAUAAAGCCAGAAAAACUCGAGUCGAGGCAACAACAAAAAACCCAGCCGAACAAAACAAAAACAAAAUGAAGUGUUUGACUACCAUCGCCGCCGUCACAGUGCUGCUCUCCUGCAUUUGCAUAUUAAACAGCGCUGCUGUUCCUUUCUCUGAGGUGCAGCCCAGAAACAUGGAAGCACCUGAAACUGAAAUGCAGGACCUUCCAAUGGCAUCAGCAGCAGACAUCACAUCAGACACCACACACCCUCUGGCCGAGCUGAUCAGGACAAGGCGUCACCUCGCCAGUCACCUGUCUAUGUGCCGCUAUUGCUGCAACUGCUGCCAUAAUAAAGGCUGUGGAUACUGCUGCCGCUUCUAAGACCCAUCACCGGCUCUCUCCGCUCCCGCCGGCAGGGUUGCCAGAUGAGGCUGAUGAUUUCCAGCCCAAAAAAUGCUCAAAACCCGCCUAGAAGCACAAAAUCCCGCCCAAUUCUAUUGAUUUCUAUGGCAAAAAUUGGGCGGGUUUUUCUGCUAAAUGCCAUUUUUACCCGCACACGGCCAUCCUAUAGGAUUGAAAUGCUUAUAAGCAGCCCAACUGGGUGGGAAACAGCCCAAUCUGGCAACACUGACCGCCGGGCAGGGAAGGACCAUGCUGGUUCACUAACUUAUUGACGCGCCUUCUUUCAAAUUCAGCUGGAGGAAUUCGGAGACUGUGGUCCACUGUGACACAGCUGAGCCUCGCUUGCUGGAUCUUAUAUUGCCUUUUUUAAUGGCUGUCUCUUCCAUUCAAAUUCCGCCCUGGAGUCUUGCCUAACCAUGUGUGUUCAAAGGGCUUCACAAGGGAACUCUACCAAAACCGACUUAAAUGUAUUUUCUUACAGCACUUUUAUGAAACAUUAUGUUGCUUGCCAGUACCAGUCUAAUGGUGUCAACAGGAUUCUGUUCUCCACUGCUGAAUGUUUUGUACUAUUUAAAGUCUUUUUGUAUAUUUCUUGUAUAUUCAGUGUUUUUUUUUUCUUUUUUUCCUUAUUCUUUCUCACUUGGUAGUUUUUUCAUUCGUGUCUAAAUUAUAGAAAUGUUUGUCGUUUCCUAAUAAACGUGAUACAGAAAAAAAUA